Pecten maximus is the source of this 1932-nucleotide messenger RNA. RefSeq lists its product as uncharacterized. The transcript has 6 exons. The record is from RefSeq and is a predicted model, not a curated record. The coding region runs from base 124 to 1335 and encodes 403 amino acids. NCBI's taxonomy places the organism in Eukaryota, Metazoa, Mollusca, Bivalvia, Pectinida, Pectinidae.
CGGAACCUCAAAUACCCGUCAUAGCUGUUUAAUUAAAACGUCACAGGAAGUAAAUUAAUCAAACUGUGCUGGGGUAGUCUGGUCAGCUGUCAAAGUGAAACUCUUUGUUUAAGGGCUGACAGAAUGGAACCGUCCGAAAAAGACCUUCAACAUCAUGCUGCUAUGGUAUUUGAGCUUGCGGAAUGUUUUUCACCAACACAACAGGAAUGGAAGUCCAUUAUCAGCAAAUGCCUUACAAUGAAAUACAUCAGUGUAAGGGAAAAGGGCGACAUUACAAGCAUGGAGGAUCUCUGCGAAUGUUUAAUGAAAAAAGAAAAAAUUUACUACGGCGAUUACAAGCGCUUGAGAGAAAUUAUAGGAAAUCAUGGGGAAGCCAAGAGAAUAAUUGACAAGUUCACGAAACUGAUCCGAGGUGAAAAGGACGGUUGUGAAAACUACGAUCCUGGAAGUGACGAAGAUGAACCGUCCAAUACACCCAAACGACCCAAAGCUGAAGAGGAUGAUUCACAUCAGUUCAGAAAAAAGACGGACAAUACCCAUGAUGCACGGAUCAUUGAUGUAUGGGCACGUGCGAGGCAAUCUGUCGGGCUUAUAAAAGGACCUGUAUCUGGAGGUACCGGAUUUAGAGUAGGCACGUUUUACAUAAUGACUGCUUACCAUGUAGCGGCAGAUAUAACAAAGCAACACAAAUCUGAUAAAGAGAAUUGGGCUUAUCUAGGUGACAAAAAUGUGUGGAUCGAGUUCAAAUUCCCGGAAAAAUAUGUUGGUAAAAAGUUUCACUUUGAACCAGAACUGAUAACAGGAUCCAAGGAGCUUGACUACGCAAUUUUAGAACUUAACCAAGCACAUACUGAUGAGUCUGAUCUAGAAAUCCCUGAACCAAUCAGAAAGUUUCAGAAAAUUCACUACGAAGAAUUAUUUGCUAUGUUGGGUUUCCCUCAAGCAAAUAAUGGAAUCAUGCAAUUUGAUUCCGACAUUAUGCUUUUUGACCUGGCUGUUAAUAGUGAUAGACGAAACCUUAUGAUAGAGAACGGCGAAGCAAAGCCUGAGUAUACAGGAAUCUGCGAUGAAGAGAAAGUCCUGUUUGACUGCUGGGUCCAGUGGGGAGCAUCCGGGUCUCCGGGAAUUGUGAUGGGAAAUGACGGAAAAGAACCUGUCUGCACAUUGAUGUUAUUGCGUGGAUAUCCGAAUGAAAUCUCUUCCGGAGCUAGGGUCCCACGGGAAGAAAUGAUCGAACAAGGUAUCAAAAUGGAGACCAUCGCUGAUGAGCUUAGUCGUAAUGGGGAAAGUGGCCAAGAUCUGAAAAAGGAUAUAUUUGGCGAUUGUUUUUCGUAAGACUGAAAAACUGAUGCGGAUGUUUAAGUAUUAUUACAGCAUUCCGAUUUUCAAAAACACUCCAAGGAAAAUUUUGCAGCAUUCCAACAAGAGACUAGUCGAUCCUAUUUGUAUCAACAGGAACCAACAAUUUAGUGAUUUACAUCUUAGUAAAUUCACUGACAUUUAUUGUGUAAAUAAUUUCUGGCCUUCAUCUUUAAAUCAUACAUGUAUUGAUGGAUUGCUUACAGAAAAAAAAAUAUGGUUGAUUGACAUAACUGAUAAUUCCAACAUAAUACUUACUCAAAAUCAAAUACACAAAAUGUAACACACUGACAUGCAUGGUGACCCGACUCCUCCGAGCCUCAACCAGGGCAGCUACAGUAAUUAUAGGCUAACAGGCCGUAGGGUGGGGUUUUAUUUUAUUUUAUUUUACAAUCAGGCCAGGGUCGAUGUGUUUGAAUUGUCCGGAAAUUUUAUGAGGGGAUUUCUGCCGAGAGCAGGAGAUGACUGACAGAAAUUGUUUCCUAUAGAAAAUAAAUGAGCAACUGCCGUUCCAAAAUCACCAGUCGUUUGUCAUAUUAGACAGGUUGCCGCUAUACAGAGGGUCGUUAUAUA